AUGUCCCGCGUCGUGGUGUUUGCGAAGAAGGGCGCUCAAUGGGUCGGCCUCGCGGGCUCCAUACUCACCAUGCUGAUUGGCUGCAUACAUGUAUUUCACUCGGGUGCCGCCCUGGACUGGCCCGAUCAAGACGUACCGUUUUUGACGGACACUGCGAAAACGAUUUGGAGAGAUAAGCUGUUCAGUCUGCGGCCCGACGUCUUCGUGGAAUCCUGGACGCCCCUGGUGACGGGAGUUUGCGGCGUCCUCUGUCACGUCGUUCAGUUUCCGCGGCUGCACUGUAUCACCAAGUCGUACUUCAAUUACUUCUGGUUCUUAAUGUUCCAAGGUUUGUUUGCAACCAUCUCAUAUUGCGGGGGACUGGGGAUUUUGUUCGGAAUUCCGGUGUUCACGAGUGCGCUGCUUGCUUUCAUUGGAUUGCUGUUUGACGAGGGCGAUGCGUCCCUCAAGUUCAACUGGAAGCUCGGCGGCGGAGGUGGGAAGCACCCUCCACAAGACGACCUCUUCAUGGGCGCCAACCGCCAUGUCUAG
Gregarina niphandrodes is the source of this 531-nucleotide messenger RNA. RefSeq names its product putative transmembrane protein. The transcript has 4 exons. The record is from RefSeq and is a predicted model, not a curated record. Bases 1 to 531 code for a protein of 176 amino acids. Lineage: Eukaryota; Apicomplexa; Conoidasida; Eugregarinorida; Gregarinidae.